Messenger RNA from Lottia gigantea (owl limpet), 1290 nucleotides. RefSeq lists its product as hypothetical. The transcript has 4 exons. The record is from RefSeq and is a predicted model, not a curated record. Lineage: Eukaryota; Metazoa; Mollusca; Gastropoda; Lottiidae. The coding region runs from base 1 to 1290 and encodes 429 amino acids.
AUGGUAUUAACAAAUUUACCAUUUGAAAGGAACUCUCUGUUACAGAGCCGUUAUCAUUUAAUACAGAGACCAGAUAGUGCCCCCAUUGUUACUAAGUCCAUUAGACAAAGUGGUGAACAUGUGGAAAAUGAAAAAGGCAAACAGGCCAAAAACUAUGCAUCUUUUCUUAAGGAACAAGAAAGAAAAGUGUGUCCUGAUGGUUUUGUUGACUCUGGUCGCUAUAGUUACACCUAUCAAAGAAAGAAGGAUAACCCAUUACGCUCAUCUAGUUCUCCCAGAAUUGAUCUCAUAACUUUCCAUAGAAAUGCAGAGGAAGAUGGUACCAAACAUGAAAAAUGUCUGAAAGUUAUAGAGCCAGGAACACAUGAUAAGUCCCAUUUUAAGUAUUCUGGUUCUGAUAAUUACACACUAGAAGAUGGGAAAUACCAAGCAUUAGCACGAUAUGAUCUAAAUCCUGACAAACCAAUGGAUGGUAUUAUUUACUUCGAUCAGGAGAUCAAGAUUGCCAAUUACAUAACUCUGGAAAUCCGCAAGCGAUAUACAGUUUUUCCAAAGGGACAAGAGGAUUCUACAUAUUUUUUGAACAAUGCCAUUGUGGGUCAGGCUCACAAACAGGGUGCUCUUCAAGCUAACUUACCACAUGCAUUUUUUAUCAGUAUUUUCGGUGCACCAACGGAUAUUUCAAUACGUAAAAAUUUGAAAACCAGAUUAUCUUAUGAUUUUCCGGGAUUUGAGUUCCUUAUUACCAGAUAUUUUAAAGGUCAAGUUAGUGUUGUGUUAACUUCGUAUAAUGUGACAGUUGAAGAUUCUGGUACUUAUGAAAUUAUUGCGAAUUUCGAAGGCGGGAGGUUUAUGAAAUAUAGUUUCGAAGUUUAUGUGGUGAAUAAUAUUAUAAGAAUUGACAGCUUCUCGAGAACGGAAUCCCAUGAUGAGAAUGGUAAAAGGACCAUGGAGGUAACUUGUACGGCUACGGGAGAUCCUUUGCCCACAGUAUACUUUAUACAUCCUGUUCCCGAUGAGAACUCCCCGGUUUAUACUUUCAGGGAGAUCAAAUUAGAAAACAACGGAACUUUUGAAAUCAAGCCGUCUGAAGUUACUGGAGACUCUGUGACCAGGAAAAUGAUUGUCUACAAAUUACUAGAAUCAAUCUAUUUUUAUGAAAUUGGAUGUAAAGCUAUAAGUAAGAAACAAGAAAGGCUCUGCUUAUAUUAUCAUAAAAGGUCCUUUGCGAUAGUGACGUCAUUCCUUCAAAUCCAUCUGUGUCCAGAAUUUUACGAGUUAGAUAGUUAA